UUUCAAUAUCUACAUUACUGGUAACACAGGGACUGAGCCCCUACAUCCUGCCUCUAUUACCCUGGUUUAAGAAACUCUCCCUCACUACAAGGUGUCUCCUUCUUCUUAUCGGCAAUAUUAUCUGCUACUUCGUCAUGUCCCUAGUGGACGUGAUGGUGGAGGCUGACCCCAGGGGUGGUCUGGUGUUCGGGGUGGUUGGAGCAGCUCGAGCACUUCAGGGGCUGUGUUGUGGUUCUUUAACCGUUAUAGUACAGGGGGAGAUAGUGGACUUGUACCUGGCAGAUAAGAAGUCUCUAAUGGUGGUGAUAUGCAGUGCGAUACACAUCUCUGCUCUGGUACCCUUCGUUGUGGGAACUGAACUUUACACCUCCGGAAAGUGGCUCCUCACAGGACUCCUCAUCCCUACAUUCGAUCUUAUCCCUCUGCUCCUGCUUCCUUUCAUUAGUAAACUUCAGAGGAAAACUAGUGCGGGAGAGUAUUGUGUUGGGUUAGCUGAUGAAGACUGUGAUCCAGACAAAGAAACAGAACCUCCUAGCCAAGACAAGAAAGAAGCAACCUGUCUACAGCGCAUCGUGUUCUACGUCCCUGAUCUGACGGUGUUUAUAGCGAACGUGACGUUCAUCUUGUUGAUAUUCUCCCUGCCAGUCAGACUAAAAGAGUACACGGGCAAGUCUCUGAACACAGCGGUCCUGUUUACCACCCUCAUCCCCACCUUCGGGUUCAUUUCCAGUCUCAUUGUCAGUUACUUCACCCUCCGCAAGCUUCCUGCUCUACUCGUUAUUUUGGUGGGAACUGUUGUUUUCUUUGUUGGGGCCAUUAUAGCGUUCGGAGCUACAACAGAGUUCCUAGUGUUCCCAGGCUCGUAUGAGUUAGGAUCAGUGUUGGUGGGGCUGGGUGAUGCUCCUGUAAUAAACCUCAUAGUGCUGAGCAAGUUUGUGUUAUAUGAAAAGUGGGGACUGGACACAAAGGGGCUGGGGGAACGGAGCAGUGCUGUGUUUAACCUCAGUAUGUGUUUCUCACAAGUUGUUGGAACUGUCAUGUCCGGUCUUACGAUCAGUAGAGGUAGUGAGGUUCCCACACUGGUCGGGGCGGGGACUGCAGGCCUUUUUAAUAUUGUAGCUUUACUUCUCUGUCUUCUGGUUAAAUGAUGUGAUCAGUAGCGUAAUUGGAACGUCUUAUGCUUUCAAGUAGUUUGUAUCUUAUUAGACAUUGAUAUUGGUCUAGUUAUAUAUUACUGUAUACUAUUUUAUUGAUCUGAGGUGUAGUAUUGCCAGAUCCCAGUUCAAUUUAUAACGGAGUUGUAUAUCAACAGGAAACGAUGUAACAGAGUCAAUAUAUUUUAAUGUUGCCAUGGGGUGGCAAGUCUCCAUUCAUCGUACUCCGAUAGUUUACUGCAUCCUAUUAUGUAAAGUCUUUACCAGCC
This is a messenger RNA of Bolinopsis microptera, 1423 nucleotides long. RefSeq lists its product as uncharacterized. The record is from RefSeq and is a predicted model, not a curated record. The transcript is spliced from 2 exons. Bases 135 to 1148 code for a protein of 337 amino acids. NCBI's taxonomy places the organism in Eukaryota, Metazoa, Ctenophora, Tentaculata, Lobata, Bolinopsidae.